Messenger RNA from Malaclemys terrapin pileata, 7372 nucleotides. RefSeq names its product RAS protein activator like 3 (gene RASAL3). Bases 66 to 2831 code for a protein of 921 amino acids. Gene Ontology annotation, biological process: regulation of GTPase activity. The record is from RefSeq and is a predicted model, not a curated record. NCBI's taxonomy places the organism in Eukaryota, Metazoa, Chordata, Testudines, Emydidae. The transcript is spliced from 17 exons.
CGUCCCCCGAGGUCCCUGUCUGGGAUGUCUCCAACUUCUCCCUGGUGGAUGGACAGCUGGUGCUGAUGGCCAGGGACGAGGAGGUUUUGUACAAGAGCCGGAACAGAACUGGCAGCUCCAUUUCGGAGACCAACGCUCAUCCGUCCCUGGGCUGCAGGAGGGACACCGAUCUCUCCUCCGAGGGGAAGAGCUCGCCCAGCCCCCGGGCCCCGGGAAGAGGCCCUGAGAACGACGUGUCAACCAGCUCCCAGUUCAGUAACGUGAAGGGGCUGAUAUGGAAGAGGCUAAGAGAACGGAAGGGCCGGACUGCAUCCAAGCCCGACUCCACAACAGCGCCCCUUACGGACGGCGACAGGCUGCCGAGCCGCCAUGGCUCCCGUGAGUCCCUGCUGCCUGCACCAAGUGCAGCUGAGCUGGAUCUGAGUGGCGAGGACGUAGUGAUCCGCCCGCUGCACAGCAGCAUUCUGGGAGAGAAGUUCUGCUUCCAGAUAAUCAAUGCUGAGGGGAGCCGCUGUUUCGGCUGCACAUCGGUGGCUGAGCGGGACCGGUGGAUUGAGAACUUACGCAGAACCGUGCAGCCCAACAAGGACAACUGCGAGCGUGUGGAGAACACCCUUAGCCUCUGGGUGUACGAGGCCCGAGACCUGCCCCCCAAGAAGCGCUUCUUCUGCCAGCUGCACCUGGAUGGCGCCCUGUACGCCCGCACUACGGCCAAGUCAGCGGGUGCGGACGGGGCCCUCUUCUGGGGCGAGCUCUUCGAGCUGGCCACGCUGCCUGCAGCACGGGAGCUGCACAUCAGCGUGCUGCGGGAGGAAGAGGGGCGGCGGCGGGAGGCCAGUCCCCUGGGCACCGUGACCAUCCCACUGGGGGAGCUGGCCGCCUCGCGCCAGCCCUUGGAGAAAUGGUACCCUCUGUGUGGAGCUGCCCCCAGCCGGGCACCUUCUCUGCGGCUGCGUGGACGCUACCAGGAGAUCCAGGUGCUGCCCAUCGUGAGCUACAAAGAGUUCGCCGAGUAUAUCACCUUCCACUACCGAGAGCUGUGUGCCGGGCUGGAGCCUGCUAUUGCUGUGCGCCACAAAGAAGAACUUGCCAGCGCCCUGGUGCAUGUGCUGCAGAGCACGGGCAAAGCUAAGGCAUUUCUCAUCGACCUGGGGGUGGCGGAGCUGGACCGCUUCGAUGACAGAGAGGCACUGAUCUUCCGCGAGAACACACUGGCAACCAAGGCCAUCGACGAAUACAUGAAGCUGGUCGGGGGACAGUACCUGUUGGACACACUGGGGGAGGCUAUUGCCCAGUUGUACGAGUCGGAGGAUAGCUGUGAAGUUGACCCCAGCAAGUGUGCAGCCAAUGACCUGUCUGACAACCAGAACAACCUGCGGCAGGCGUGUGAGGAGGUCUUCCAGAGAAUCAUCAACUCCUGCGACGCCUUCCCAGCGGAGCUCAGCGAGAUCUUUGCAGCGUGGCAGGGGGAGUGCCUGGAGCGGGACAAGGAGGACAUUGGGCAGCGACUCAUCUCGGCCUCACUCUUCCUGCGCUUCCUGUGCCCAGCCAUCAUGUCCCCCAGCCUGUUUGGCCUCACCCAGGAGUACCCAGAUGAUGCCACCUCCCGCACCCUCACCCUGGUGGCAAAAGUCAUCCAGAACCUGGCCAAUUUUGCUACGUUCGGUGAGAAGGAGGCGUACAUGGGGUUCAUGAACGAAUUCCUGGAGCACAACUGGAGCCGCAUGAAGUUGUUCCUGCAGAGCGUGGCCAACCCUGACAGCAGUGCCCACCUGGUGGCUUACGACGGCUAUGUGGACCUGGCGCUGGAGCUCUCCACCCUGCAUUCGCUGCUCUGCGACAUUUUCACCGGCCUGGACCAGCGAACGAGGGAGCAGUUAGAGCCCCUGCCGACCAUCCUCAAUGCCAUCAAAGAGGGGACGCCAGUGCCUGUCUCCAUCAGACUUGGCCCCGGCAUGGACAGCCCUGGCGAGAAGCCAGGAUUCCUGCCCCCGAGGGAGCUGAGCAAGUACAGCCCCCUGAUCAAGAGCCACUCCAUGACCAACAUCCAGAAGGGCCGGGGGAAGGAGGACGAGCAGCACCUCCAGCAGCUGCCCGCCUCCCCACGCCAGGCCUGGGAGAGGAGGAAGGUGCAGCGCACCCAGAGUGUGCCAGCCCAGAGCAAGGCCGGACGCAGGCUGCAGAAGCAAAGCAGCAUGGAGCACGUGGUGGAGUCCCAGGGAGAAGAGAGUCACGAUGGGAGCCCUCGCCCCUCUACCUCCCGCCCACGGGAUGGCCGAGCCCACCCGGGGCGAUCCAAUCUCCGCCAAUCUGCCUCCCUGCCCCGGAAAUCCACGGUGCCCUGGCAGCGCCACGCUGAGGAAGUGGCCAAGGCGCAGACUGAGAUGUAUGCCAUGCGGCCGCUGGAGAAGCAUGGGAAGCAAAUUGAGGAGCUGAGGAAGGAGCUGGCCGAGUCCAGGGAGAAGCAGAGGCUCUUUGAGCGCCAGCUGGAAAUGCUGGUCACCCAGAACCAGACACUGCUGGAGGAGCAGGCCAAGAGCCAGGGGCAGGAGGAGAGACUCCGGAGGCAGCUGGAGCAGCUGGAAACCCACCUGGCAAACCUCAGCACCAGGGUGGCGGCAGCAGAGGGCAGCCGGAGGAAGGACCAGGAGAAGCUGAAGGCCAGCGAGGAGAGGACGAAGCGUCUGGAGCGCCGCCUGUCAGCCCUGGAGCUGGAACACGCCGAGCUGCUCUGUGCCAUCAGCCAGCGGCAGGGACUCCAGGACAAGCCACCCAACUCACUGCUGAUGCCAGUGCCACAGGACGGGGCCGAGGACUGGCAGGAGGUUUAGCCAGCUUGGUGGGCCCAGACGGCCAGCCCCUGGGCCCUGCGUGGGACGCACCCCACCCCAGCAGCUACCACCCGCUUUGGAUACCCUGCCAGCCAGACCUUGUCUCUAGAAAGUUGUCACAGACCGAAGCCCGGCAGCCCCUUUCCUGGUAUGAGUCCAGCCUGGCAGGGUCCCGAGUCUGCCAGGGAUGUUGUUCCAGAUAAUGGAGUCGCAGGGAGCUGCAGGCUGCUGCUGUGAAUCCCCUGCAGCUCUCCACUCCCCAGGAGUGGUGGAGAGUGAUGGGAUUUGUGAGAGGCCCUCUCUCAGCCCAGCUGGGGUUCCCCUCCCUAUCCCUGCAUCCAAAGGGUCCCCAGGUGCUUCCUUCUGAACCCCCCCCCCCCCACACACACUCCCGAUGCCUUGCUGCCCCCUCCAUCGUACCCAUGCUGCCAGUAGUGGAACGUGGCCCCAACAUGCCCAAGCUUCCCUGGGGCUCUGGCUGCUACAUAGCACCAGGGCCACUGCCCAGUGACUGCUGAGAGGCCCAGCCCUGGGCCAGGGGGCUGACUAGAAGGGAUGCCCCCGGACCAGUAUUCAGGCCUCAUUUGGCUCUUGGGGGAUUCAGGGAUGGGCUGCCACAGUGAGCUUGUCUCCGGGUUCGUGCUUGGGCCACGACUCCCUGCAGAGCCAGAAAUGCAGUGGCGGCUUUGUCAAAACCUUCCUUGUCUCUGAGGGUCCUGGCUGCAGGGUGCUGCCUUUUGUGACGAGCAUGUGGGUUGGAGCCCGGAGCACUCACCACACGGGACCAGACAAGCCAGGGCCCAAGGAUUCAGAGGGAAGCAUGACAGGCACCAAGCUCCGAGAGCCUCUUGCCACAGGGCCAGGUUUCAGAAAAGCCCAGCUCCUAUUGAGAGCAAUGGAGAACCUCCCAGCCCUGCUGUUCAUGCACACACACAUACACACGUGCACAAGCACACACAGGAACAACACACAUGUAUGUGCGCGCACACACAUGGCACAAGCUGUGCACACACAUGUGCGGCUCGCAUUGUUCUCAGUGGGUGCUGCUGGGGGCCGAGCACUUCUGCGAGUCUCUCCCUGCGCCCCAGAGCGCUCACACAGACACCUUCCAAGGCAUGCAGGGCUGAGGCCCCGUCACAGCUGGCACCCAGCGUGUGUGCAGUGCACACCUGGGAGGGCACGGCAGGGCUGGCUGUCAUUUGCAAAGGUUUAUCAUUUGCUGAAUUCCAAGCCAGCUUCCCCCAGGUCCCCAGGUCCCCUGCUCACUGGGGCCAUUCCCAGCUCUGUCCCGCACCACUGGGACCCUGGCACUGGGCAAAAUGAGAAUAAUGGGGAUAUUGGAGGUGGGAGUGAGCUCUUCUCGUCCUCCAAAAUGGGUGACCUGACUUGGCCCAAACUCCAGACUGGUUCCCUGUCCCCUGCAGGCUGGGUCUGGGGCAGGCCAGCUGGGAAGGGUCAUCGAAUUCAGGGAGUUAGGCUCUGACUACACUACGCACCUCUUAGCAACAUAGCUUUUGCCACUAAAAGGCACACAGCGUAGCUGCUCUUUGUCGACAGGAGAGAGCUCUCCCACCGACAAAAAACGUCCACCCCAACGAGCGGUGGUAGCUCAGUGGUAGCUCUGUCGGCAGGAGAGAGCUCUUCCACUGACAAAAUACUUCCACCCCAACGAGCGGCGGUAGCUCUGUCAGCAGGAGAGCGCUUUUUGUCAGUAAAACUUGUGUCGUUCGGGGGAGGGGAGUGUUUUUUUCACACCCCCGAAUGACAAAGGUUUUACUGACGAAAGUCCAGUGUAGACAAAGCCUUAGAAUGAAAACCACUCCGUCUCAGAGCUACAGAUGGCUUCUGCUCCCAUGACAGUCCAGCAACACACAGACAGAGCCAGCUCGCCCCUCAGCCCCUAGGAGCCAGCCUGUCUGCAGGGGCUGGCCUGUGCAUUUGCAGUGGAAUGAUAGUCAGGGUCUUGGGGUGACUCCUUCUGCAGCCUGUCUCCCCAGUGGCGGAUUAACAAAUUUGCCGCCCCUAGGCCCUGAAAAAAUUGCCCCCGCCCUCCCCGCGCGCCAGCUCACCUCUGCUCCCCCGCAGCAAGCUGAGUAGGGAGAAGGGGCUUUGCGGCACGCUCGGGGGAUGGCGGCAGUGGAGCGGAGGUAAGAUGGGGUGGGGAGUGGUUCCCUGCCCCACCCCCAAGGGUUACUCCCCGCGCCCGCCGGCCCCAGCUCACCUCCGCUCCGCCUCCUCCUCUGAGCGCGCCGCUACUCGCUUCUCCUCCUUCCCUCCCAGCACUUUCGCGCAGCAAGCUGCGGAGGGAGGUGGAAGGAGGAAAGCGUGGCGUGCCUGGGGGGGAGGCGGGCCGGGGAUUUGGGGAAGGGGCGGAGUUGGGGGGAGUGAGCAAAUUUGCCGCCCCCGCAAAUUUGCCACCCUAGGCCUAGGCCUUGGCCUAGGCGAUAAUACACCGCUGUGUCUCCCCAAUGUUUCCUAGCACCUGUAGGAGUUGCCUUCCUGAGGACAGGUGCAUUCUGGUCCUGGAGGGGCCCGGCCAGGCUCAUGACUGCAGGGAGGGGAAGCCGCAGCAUGGAGCCAGGUGGGAGAGGGAGGGGUGAGCAGUUGGGAGGGAGGAAAGCGGGAGGGAACCUGUCUCCACUGCUCUGAGGGCAAGUGACUAGGACCCAGCUUAGUAGUGUAGAUCAGGGCUCACUUCCAUUGGCUUCAACAGGAGCUAGGUACCUGAAUCGCAUUGAGGAGCUGAACCUAGAUGCCUCUAGGCUUUUGGGUUAACAGAGGGGGCUGGAGCGGCACCACUUAGGGACACACACACACACACCCUGUCCCCAGCUCCGUGGGAUACAGUUCAGCUGCUGUGACACCAACACAAACUCUUGUGAGAUCCCAGCAGCUGUCACCGUGCAAGGGAAGGGCCGUGGCACACAGAUGUGCCAACCCCCCUCCCCCCCAGGCUGUGUUGGAUGAAUAACGUCAGCCCAGCAUGGAUCCCGAGGAAAGGGACCCAGGAAUCUGAGGUUCUGGUUUGGACCCAUCACCCAGGGAUCCAGGCCCCUCUGGGGCAGGGCAGGGCUGGCAUCCCUGGUGCACAGAGCGGGCCAUCCUUCCUCUCUGUCUCUCCUACCCGCCAUGUCCUGUCCCAAAGGCCAGCUUAGUAGAGCAAAUUCCCUGGUGGUUCAGGGCAGGGGGAGGGCAGCCCCUGCAGGGAGCUAAGGGGGGUGGGUGGGGAUGAUGCAGAGACCUGCAGCCCCAGGAUGUCCCACUUUCAGGGCGGUCGCUGCUGUGAAGACACAGACAAAGGGCUCCUCCUGUGUUCUUCUACAUGGCAGCCAGCAGCCCUGGUGUCCAUGUGGGGGGAGGGAGGGGAAGGGGAGAGGUCUACAGGCAUAUUUCCAUUCGAAUCCCCUUAGCUCUGACCUGCCUGCACUUCCUGGCCUUGGGCCAAGAUUUUCCCAAGUGCCUUGUGGGGCUGGCUGGCUCCCCAACUUGGGCCCUGUAAGGGGCCUGGUUUGCAGGACUCAGGCAGCAUCCGCUGGAGCAGCCGGACUGGCUAAGCAAGUCAGCCAUUGGGGGUGUGCCCAGAGGGAGGAUAUUUUGUUUUACAGUGUGAGACUGGAGGAUGAGGAGGAUGGGGGUGGGGACCUUGUAGGCCUCCAGCCCCCUGUCGCCUUGGGCUUGAUCCAGCCCCACACUGGGGCAGGGGUCGAUCUCUGGCUGGAAAGAGGCCUUCAGAGCCGUGGAGCAUCUAUCGGUUUGAUUUGAGAGCAGGGCAUCGUUGUGCCCAAUUGCUAUGCGCCAGGCUGGGGGGUGCCAGGUACCAGCCUUUGGCUGAGGCAAGGGCUCCACAGUGCGACUGCAGGGAAGUUUGCGGCACUGAUGUGCACCAAGGAGCAGGCCGGAGGGUGCCCUGUACUGAAGCGCCCCAGAGGAUCCACUGCUGGGGAUUCUCAUCCCCCCUUGGGCUGCGUCCCCUUCUCCCUCAUGGAGGGGCUCUUCCACGCACCCCCACACUCACAGAGAGUGCCCUCCUCCUGGGAAGGGCCCUUCCAACAACCCCACAUCACAGGGGGUGGCAAAGUCAGAAUUGUCUGGAAUAUUUUUAUGCCUCAGUUUCCCUCUGCACUUUAUGUUGCUACCCAGUGGUUGCAAAAGGGUUAAAAGGCUGCUCUUGGGGCAGAGCGGAGCCAUGAGGUGUUAGGUCAUGUGACGGUCUGGGGUGGAGUGAAGGGGUCCUUUCAGGCCAACCCAUGUCAAUGGAGGGUCUGGAAAGGCAAAGGGAGCCCCAACAAUUGACACCUACCCAUGAGCGGCUUGUGGGCAGAACAUGUGAACUCAGCAGGGAUCUGCAGCGGGGGACAAGAUCUGGCUUUGGGAGAGACACCAAGCUCUCACCAGGGACUGCCAGGGGGAGAGGACCAAAAGUGGAGUCCACGGCUGUUCGGCUGGGUGGCGCGCUGGCUUGGCCAGGAUGGACGGUGUCUUAGCCUUUGCUUCUCUGUGCUAACCUGGGGACUUCCCGGCCUGGUUUCAGCCGACUAAUA